Messenger RNA from Brachypodium distachyon (stiff brome), 1245 nucleotides. RefSeq lists its product as uncharacterized. Lineage: Eukaryota; Viridiplantae; Streptophyta; Magnoliopsida; Poales; Poaceae. The transcript has a single exon. The record is from RefSeq and is a predicted model, not a curated record. The coding region runs from base 280 to 1008 and encodes 242 amino acids.
GCCCACUACUUCCACCCCAUUGACCAAGGACAAGACAACCUCACAACAACCGACUUUGGCGUUGGCAAUUCCCACACAUUUGCCCAACCACAUAUCCCAUGGGGCUCCGCACCGUCUGGUUGCUGGUUGCUGUAUCCAAACACCAACCAACCACCUCUCAGACUCUCUUAACCAAAGAAACAAGCGAACCCCCCAAAGCCAAAGACGCAUCAAGCACGCACCACAUUCCCCAUCGACCCAAAAGGAAAUCAGGCAGGCGCUAGCGCAACCGAGAAGACGAUGAAGAGGGAAGGAUUCCAGCACGGCGCGGUCAGGGUGAACCGCAGCAAGCUGCUGCGGAUCGCCGAUGGGGAGGCUGCUAAGGCCGCGGCCGCGGCGGAGAUCGGCGUGUACGCCAGGGCGCCGUCGAAGCCGACCAACGCGUCCAGGAGCACGGGCAAGUGCCGGCGGCCGCGGUGCGUCGGGUGCCACGAGCACCCGGUGACCAAGGCCCGGGACAAGGCCAAGGGCGCGCACAAGCUGCGGGCCUGCGACGUAGCGCUCAACCACCGCCUCGUGUCCUGGCGCGUCGUCGACGGCGCCGGGGCAUCCGCGGCCGGCACCGGCAUCCCGGACUACAAGGGUGCCUCGGCGUCGGCCGUGCUCGCUUACAUGGCCGGCGGCAACAGCUGGCACGAGGAGGAGGAGGACGACGGCGCCGAUCUUGAAGGCAACCCGCCGGCGGAAGGAGGGCUCUCCGAUCUGUACGACCUCAUCGUCGGCAGGAUCCCUGCGCCGGACGGCCUAGAAUCUGACAUGGCGCAUGCCAAUAACAUAGAAGUAGCAGACAGUGAUGAUGCAAUUGAGGAGCAGGAGCAAGAUGAUACCACCAAUGAUGAUGAUGAUGAUGAUGAGGAGGAGGAGGAGGAGGGGGAGAUGGAUUUCUGCAUGGUGGGCAUCACAAUCGCUUUGGACUUCUCCGAUGGGGAGGAAGACUGGAUCGUGGUGGAGGAGAUCCCAUCGACCUGAUCCGAUCUGAUUAAUUUGCAAAUAAGACAGGUCAGAUGCAUCCCUCCUGCGUUGUAUAAUUUCCAUCUGCGGGUGGUGUGUAUAUACUGUUCAUCUGUUCAUCCUCCUGUUAAUUGUGUCAUUUGUGUAUAUGGUGACUAGCUAAUUUGUCGUGAACAUGGAUUAUUCAUGAUUCAAACCUCAAUUUACCAGUGUGAAUAAAAUGGAGAAGGGAUUCUUUUCCAGAUCUUGUUUCUU